AUGGGUCUCACGUUUUCGAAGCUGUUCGAUAAGCUCUGGGGAAAGAAGGAGAUGCGAAUCUUGAUGGUCGGACUCGACGCUGCCGGAAAGACGACGAUCCUGUACAAGCUGAAACUAGGUGAAAUCGUUACCACCAUCCCCACAAUCGGCUUCAACGUUGAAACCGUCGAGUACAAAAACAUCCAGUUCACUGUGUGGGAUGUGGGAGGACAGGACAAGAUUCGACCCCUGUGGAGGCAUUACUUCCAGAAUACUCAAGGUAUCAUCUUCGUCGUUGAUAGCAACGAUCGCGAUCGUGUCGUGGAAGCCCGUGAAGAGUUGCAGCGUAUGUUGAACGAGGAUGAGUUGAGGGAUGCUUUGCUUCUGGUCUUCGCAAACAAGCAGGAUUUGCCGAACGCCAUGAACGCUGCUGAAAUUACCGACAAGCUUGGUCUACACUCUUUGAGACAGCGCGCAUGGUACAUCCAAUCGACUUGUGCUACUUCUGGCGAUGGUCUCUACGAAGGACUGGAAUGGUUGAGCAACUCACUCCGAAAGGCUGGGCACAACUAG
Messenger RNA from Letharia columbiana, 552 nucleotides. RefSeq lists its product as uncharacterized. Gene Ontology annotation, biological process: intracellular protein transport; vesicle-mediated transport. Bases 1 to 552 code for a protein of 183 amino acids. Gene Ontology annotation, cellular component: plasma membrane; cytoplasm. Lineage: Eukaryota; Fungi; Ascomycota; Lecanoromycetes; Lecanorales; Parmeliaceae. Gene Ontology annotation, molecular function: GTPase activity; GTP binding. The record is from RefSeq and is a predicted model, not a curated record. The transcript has 4 exons.